Molecule: messenger RNA, 537 nt
Organism: Ostreobium quekettii
Lineage: Eukaryota; Viridiplantae; Chlorophyta; Ulvophyceae; Bryopsidales; Ostreobiaceae
Source: the annotation of a GenBank genome assembly
AUGGCAUCCCCCCCCGGCUCCCCGGAGGAUGACUCCCUCUUGGCCGAGGGGCUGCAUGGCGUCUCCCUCGACGGCGCGGCGCCGAGCGGGGCGUUAUCACCCGAAGGCGACGGAUUGGAGGGCCGCCGGUGGGGCGAGGCGGACGCCCUGUCGAAGAGCUUCACCCUGGCGAGGAGAGCGGAGCCCAUGUGGCUGCCCCGCGUGGAGUGCGGGGCCCCGGAGGAGCCCGGCGUGGAGUACGCGUCCGUGGACGACUUUCGGGAUCCCGCCGUGAUCUACAAGGGCAGGCAAAGCGAAGUGGCUGUGACCACAUGCAAUGCCACUGGCAACCAAGUGGUUUUGAAAUCUUAUGUAAAGGAGAAAAUGCGCCAACGGCACUACAAAAACGUUCAGCGAGAAAUUGAGAUACUGAGAAUGAUGACGUGCGAAGGGUACUGCCUGCUUGACUGUGGUUCCCCAUGUGAAUAUCCUUGGACUCUGUUGCUGCCACAGCAUGCCAACACAUUGUUGUUGCACUUGGAAGGCGAUGCGCAGUGA